GAAGAGAAAGCAUUAAAUUAGGAAAUUUCGGAAGAAAAAAAAAAAGAAAGAAUAAGAAGCAUUUCAAAUUCUACGGAAGCGGAAAACCGUUUGAUUGAUUUGCUGGCUUCUGGAAAGAAAUGGUUUUCAUCGUUUCUGUCUCGUCAGGGUUUGUGAGAAUUUUUGUUUAUUAGGGUUUCUUUUUCCUGGAUUGCAAUUGAGACCAAUGGAAUCUGUUCCUUCUCAAAAUGUAUCGUUAGGCCAAACAGAGAUUAACUGGGAUAAGCUUGAUAAAACUAAGUUCUAUGUAGUAGGAGCUGGAAUAUUUACAGGGGUUACGGUUGCACUUUACCCUAUUUCUCUUGUGAAGACCAGGCUGCAGGUUGCUUCAAAGGAUGCUGUGGAGAGGACUGCAUUUUCAGUUAUCAGAGGCAUACUGAGAACAGAGGGGAUUCCUGGUUUAUACAGAGGUUUCGGCACAGUCAUUGCAGGAGCCAUUCCUGCCAGAAUUAUAUUUCUUACUGCAUUAGAGACAACAAAAGUGGCUGCUUUUAGGAUGGUUGAACCAUACACAUUAUCAGAACCUACAAAGGCAGCCAUUGCAAAUGGAAUUGGUGGCAUGAUAGCAUCACUUUUUUCUCAGGCUGUAUUUGUUCCGAUUGAUGUGGUAAGCCAAAGGUUGAUGGUGCAAGGAUACUCGGGCCAUGCACAAUAUAAUGGGGGCCUGGAUGUUGCUCGUAAGAUUCUGAAGUCAGAUGGCAUUCGAGGACUGUAUAGAGGCUUUGGUCUAUCUGUUGUGACUUAUUCCCCAUCUAGUGCUGUAUGGUGGGCAAGCUACGGUUCUAGCCAACGCUUCAUCUGGGAGCUCUUAGGUCAUGGCACCAGGCGUGAUGAACCUACUCCAAGCCAGUGGUCGAUAGUUUUGGUUCAAGCUGCUGGAGGGAUUUUUGCAGGUGCUACUGCAUCCUGCAUUACAACGCCAUUGGACACUAUUAAAACUCGAUUGCAGGUGAUGGGACACGAAAAGAGACCCACUGCAAGACAAGUAGUUAAAGGAUUGAUCAAAGAUGAUGGUUGGACAGGAUUAUAUAGAGGACUGGGUCCACGGUUUUUCAGCAUGUCAGCAUGGGGAACAUCAAUGAUACUAGCCUACGAAUAUCUAAAGCGCGUGUGUGCAAAGGAUGAAUAGGUUCAUUCCCAGUGACCUGCAACCAUUGCUUCUUGUAAGGGACAGCAGAGAUUUUAAUUCUAGCUGCCUGAAUUUAGACACAUGAUCGAAGAUGACCGUGUUAAGAUACUGGAAUGCUUACUUUUCACUGCUAAUACAGAAACAGGGCUCUAGCAUUGUAGCAUUUGUUAUUCACUGGGGAGCAAACGCACUUGCUAUUAUAGCUGGAUCCGUCGAUCGUUAUUUAUUUUACUUGAUGUAAUUGAAUCAGAUUAAUUGAAAUCAAAGAAUUUUGUUUCAUGGGUUAGUGCCUGUAGUUUGUCUUCCCAUUGUGUUUCUUUUUAGCAUUCAUUUGGAAAGGGAAAAAAGAAGUUUCAGUCAUUAACUUUACAGAGUACGUUUUUUGACAUCUUAGGAAGCCUAACCUCUAAUUGGCUUUUCCAAAACAGCAGAGAAAAAGAGCUCAUCAUCAAGUUUAUCUGUCUUUGGCACCACCCUCCACAGCAACUCUCUGUAGCCUAGUCUGGUGAAUUCAUCUAAAUACAGCCUCAUAUCUUCCUUCUUACAGCAGAACCGGUCCACCCAAAGGAGUCCCUUUGGCCAAAGGACACGAUCCCAAUCAAACAGGACAAACUGGAGGAGUUCCAAGCUGAUCCACCCAUCCAAGAAGAGAGUAGAAUGAACAAUAUCAAGUGCAUUGUCAAAGAA
Messenger RNA from Ilex paraguariensis (yerba mate), 1855 nucleotides. NCBI's taxonomy places the organism in Eukaryota, Viridiplantae, Streptophyta, Magnoliopsida, Aquifoliales, Aquifoliaceae. The record is from the annotation of a GenBank genome assembly.